AUGGCGCUCUCGGGGGCCCCGCUCUCCUCCUCCUCGUCCUCCUACUCCUACUAUUACUACUCGGAGGAGGCGGAGGAGGAGGGGGGCUCGGGCUGGGCCUGGGGCAACGGCAGCGGCUGGGACUGGGUCGGGCGCUGCGGCUGGGCGCCGUCAGACUGGGCGGCCUCCUUCUGGCUGCUGCCGGCGCUCUACCUGCUGGUCUUCGGGCUGGGGCUGGCGGGGAACGGGCUGGUGCUGGCCACGGCCUGCUGCCCUUCGUCUUCCUCCUGGGACGGGGGCGGCGGAGGCGGAGGGUCUGGGUGCCGUCGGCGCUGGCCCUCGGAGGCCUACCUGGCGCACCUGGCGCUGGCCGACCUGGCCUUCGUGGUGACGCUGCCGCUGUGGGCGGCCUACACGGCGCUGGGCUUCCACUGGCCCUUCGGGGCCGCCCUCUGCAAGCUCAGCAGCUACCUGGUCCUCCUCAACAUGUUCGCCUCGGCCUUCUGCCUGGCCGCCCUCAGCCUCGAGCGCUACCUGGCCAUCGUCCGCCACGCCUGGCCCUCGCCCUCCGCCGUCCCCGCCGCCGCCGCCUCCUCCUCCUCCUCGGCCUGUUCUCCGUCUCCGGGGCGGAGGCGGGGUGCCGGCGGCGGGGCGGCGCUGGCGGCGGUGUGGCUGGGGGCGGCCCUGCUGGCGCUGCCGGCGCUGCUGCUGCGGGAGACGCGAGCCUCGGGCCCCGAGGGAGACGGGGAGGAGGAGGACGAGGCCCCGCUGCUGGCCUGCGACCUGGAUCUGAGCGGCGUGGCCUCCAGCCCCGAGGAGGAGGCCUACUGGCUGGCGGGGCUGAGCCUGGCCUCCACGGCCCUGGGCUUCCUGCUGCCGCUGCUGCUCAUGAGCCUCUGCUACCUGGCCAUCGGCGCCGCCGUCAGCCGCCACUUCCGAGGAGAGGCCCGGGGCCGGCGGCGGCGGAGGGCCCGGCUGCUGCGGAUCCUGGCCAGCCUGGUGCUGGUCUUCGCCGGCUGCUGGCUGCCCUUCCACCUGCUAAAGAGCCUCUACGUCUUGGCCGGCCUGGGCCUGCUGGAGCUGCCCUGCGGCGCCCUAGCCCUGCUGCUCCGCCUGCACCCCUACGCCACCUGCCUUGCCUACCUCAACAGCUGCCUCAACCCGCUCCUCUAUGCCGCCCUCGACCCCCGCUUCCGACGACGCGGACGCCGGCUCCUCCGAGGCCUCCUCGGCGCCCGGCCACCACGCCUCCACCCCCGACGCCGCCCCGGAGGGAGCACCAGCAGCGGCGGCGGCGGCGGAGGCAGCGGAGGCAGCAGCCCCCGACGGGGCCCAGGGCCAGGCUGCCUCCGCCGCGCCAGGGACCCAGGAGAGGGCGCCACUGCCUUCGCCACCGUCGAGGAGCAUCAGGGCCCGGCGUCGCUCUCCUCCAGCCUCAGCGGAGGAGCCAGCCCCAAGGCCCAGCAGGCGCCCUCCCGCGGCACCGCGCUCUGAGCCCCGGCGGAACAGGAGCAGGAGCAGCAGGGCUGAGGGCCGGAGGCGCCGUCGGGGCCGGCCUUUCCCUUGGGCGAC
Messenger RNA from Sceloporus undulatus (fence lizard), 1551 nucleotides. Its product is annotated as apelin receptor B-like. The record is from RefSeq and is a predicted model, not a curated record. NCBI's taxonomy places the organism in Eukaryota, Metazoa, Chordata, Lepidosauria, Squamata, Phrynosomatidae. The transcript has a single exon. Bases 1 to 1473 code for a protein of 490 amino acids. Gene Ontology annotation, molecular function: G protein-coupled receptor activity. Gene Ontology annotation, biological process: immune response; G protein-coupled receptor signaling pathway. Gene Ontology annotation, cellular component: membrane.